Meira miltonrushii is the source of this 1626-nucleotide messenger RNA. RefSeq lists its product as uncharacterized. The coding region runs from base 1 to 1584 and encodes 527 amino acids. NCBI's taxonomy places the organism in Eukaryota, Fungi, Basidiomycota, Exobasidiomycetes, Exobasidiales, Brachybasidiaceae. The record is from RefSeq and is a predicted model, not a curated record. The transcript has a single exon.
AUGGCGCCUUGGAGGAAACACUUGAUAGAAGCGCAAUUAGAGAAGGUAACGGAGUACAACUAUGACGAUGUGGCAAAACGAAUUGUUAUGAUCUUGGACUCACGUUCAAUCAUUCAAUCAGCUGCACAUAUGCUUGUCCAACGUAUAAAUCGUUGGUAUAUGCCUUCUUAUUCGGAAGAGCUGGAUAUACAAAAAAGAAAUAUCUGUGAUAACUUUUUAGCAAGUUUAUUGCAUGCGAUUGCAUUGCGUACAAAGCAUAUCAAAGAUGUUCCAACCACAGAAGGUCUUUCGGGAAUUCCUUUAUUCAAAUCGGAUUUACUCUCAACGAGUCUUCACGGUAGAAUUCGCAUCGGCCCGGUGGCUGUUGCACUCUAUAAUAGCGGUAAUAUGACGAUUGAUGAUGUCAUGGAACUCGUUGAAGCUUGUUUAGAACCACUUUACUGUUCACAAUUCCUACAAAGAAUCAGUGAUGCAAUUAUCAUACUCGAAUUUACCGGAAAACAAAUGGCAAAGCAUAACAUGGCACAAUUUGUAUCUCUAAUGGAACAACUUCGAGUGCUUUUGGUCAAAAAUGAAGAUUGGGCAUCUAAAAGAGUUAGAAUUUGUGAUCGAGAUAUUCCAAACUUAUUUCAACGCUUUUUUGAUCUUCAACGUACACUGGAGAAUACUGCAAAAGAAAACGCUACCAAACCGGGAACUGUUGAAGAAUCUGCUCUUAGCGAGAAGCUUAACUCUGAUAUUUAUUCGUUGACGAUUAGUAGAUUCUCAGAAGAAGAAGAAAGUUUAUUUAAUCGAACCAUUUCUUCAACCGCUUUCUCUUGUUCUGGCGACGACGAUGAUGGCAGCUCACUUUCAACUAUAGAAGGUAAAUAUUCUUUCAGCGAACCUGAAACGAUUUCGGUUUUAAGUCCUGCUUUGCCUUCUAGCCAACCUAGAAGUGCAGGUGCAAGUAGCCUGAGCUCGGAGAUCGUACCUAGAGCUGCCAUUGAACCGCGUAGAGCACUGUCAUUGCAAACCCGAUUGGCACGAGAGAGACAAUUAAGACCAUCAAAAUCGAUGAUCUUACAAGAUGUUUUCGUACCAUUGCAAGUUGAUUUACCACAACAAAAGCUACUCUCGGAAUGUUUGAUGGAACAGAUCGGAUUGAAAGUUGAUCAGGAUAAAACCCCAACGGUGAACAAAUUCGAUACCAGUCAGAUCAUCACUCCGCCUUUGACACCACCGAAUGAAUCGCAAGAAGAAACAAUCUGUUCUGUUGUAAAAUUUGGGAAAUUACCAAACGUCAUUCGAUUCUUCUUCCCAUCUUCAGUGUUCACAAAAGAACAUGUGGACUCUAUCACCCAAAUGAUGAAUGUUGAACUGAAUAAAUCCGGUACGUCAUUGAUCAAAGAUGGUGGCACAACUGGAUGUUCAUUGGCUAUUGCGGAUAAAUUUCAACUCCUCAAUGAUGGUUCUGCGUUCCAGACAUUCCAUAUUGGCGGAGAAGUAGAGAUUGACGUAAUCUACUCUGCAAAUAUGACCCUGUCACAAAUCUCCGGGAUGGGACAACGAAUUGCUCAAGUUUUGGCAUGUAGCGCUUACUAGCGAUGAUCCCAAUGAUCCCAUCUUGCUUCUAUAGUCUUCUCA